Messenger RNA from Dictyostelium purpureum, 1616 nucleotides. RefSeq lists its product as uncharacterized. The record is from RefSeq and is a predicted model, not a curated record. Gene Ontology annotation, biological process: lipid modification. The coding region runs from base 136 to 1548 and encodes 470 amino acids. Gene Ontology annotation, cellular component: membrane. Gene Ontology annotation, molecular function: acyltransferase activity. NCBI's taxonomy places the organism in Eukaryota, Evosea, Eumycetozoa, Dictyosteliales, Dictyosteliaceae. The transcript has 2 exons.
AUUUUAAAAAAAAAACCUUUUUUUUUAAAAUAUUAUAUCUCCUUAUUUAUUUAUUUAUUUAAAUUUUAGAUAUAAAGAAAAAUUAGAUUUUUUUUUAUUAAUAUAAUAAUAGAAUAAAAAAAAAGGUUAGUCAAAAUGUCUGAUCUCGAUGCUUAUCUAGGGUCAUUUGGGUUUCCAGCUGAUCAAAUCAAAACAGUGAUUUGUUUAUUAGCAUCAUACCCAUUCGCAUAUUUAUUAAGAAAGUUACCAAAUGCAAAUUUAAAACACAUGUUAAAUAUAUUUUUGGGUAUUGCCUAUUGCACAUGGUCAUUAGGUCAAUGGAGUUGGGUACACUCAUUCAUUUCAUCAUUAAUUUCAUACGGUUUAUUAAUGGUAUUACCAAGACGUUAUUCACAAUUAGUAGUAUUUGCAUUUUGUUUAGGCUAUUUAUCAGUAUCCCACAUCUAUCGUAUUUGGACAGAUUAUAUGGGUUGGACUUUAGAUUUCACCGGACCACAAAUGAUUUUAACUCUCAAACUCACUAGUUUUGCAUGGAAUCUUUCCGAUGGCUCAAAACCAGAUAACGAACUCUCUUCUGAUCAAAAGAGAAGAUCAAUUAAAAAACUCCCAAAUCUUUUAGAAUUCUUUGGUUUCGUUUAUUUCUUCCCAACAUUUUUAGCAGGUCCAACCAUCGAAAUUACUGACUACCUCGACUAUACCUCUGGCAAAAUGUUCAAAGACGAAAAACUUAAAGGUAAAAUUCCAAACUCUUUCCUUCCAUCAAUGAAAACAUUAGGUUAUGGUUUAUUCGUUUUCCCAUUCGUUAUUCUCUCAGGUUAUUUCCCAGUUUUAGAUUUAGCUGACCCAUCCUUUGGUUUCGAACCAUUAUAUUUAAGAAUUAUUAAAAUUCAUAUUCAUGUUGCAUUAACAAGAUUUAGAUAUUAUUUCGGUUGGUAUAUGUCAGAAGGUUCUGCUGUUUUAAGUGGUAUUGGUUUCAAUGGUUACACUAAAGAGGGUAAAAUUCGUUGGGAUCGUAUUACCAAUGUUUAUCCAUUAACUGUCGAAUUUGCAUCAAAUAUUAGAGAUAUUUCAAAUUGUUGGAAUAUAGGUACUAGCGAUUGGUUAAAGAGAUAUGUAUAUCUUCGUCUUACCCCACCAGGUUCUAAACCAACUUUCUUUGCCACUCUUGCCACAUACGCUGUCUCUGCUUUCUGGCACGGUUUCUAUCCAGGUUAUUAUAUCUUCUUUGCCGCUUCAACUUUCCUCACUGAAGUUGCUAAAGAUAUGCGUCGUAAAAUCCGUCCAUACUUUGUCAAAGGUGCUGAUGAAAAACCAAUUCAACCACAAAAGAAAAUCUAUGAUAUCCUUGGUACAUGUCUUUGCGAAUGGUUCCUCUCUUUCUUUGGUGCCUCUUUCCUCUUUUUAAAUUCCGAACGUUCAAUUCAAUUAUGGAGAUCUUUCUCUUAUGCCCCAAUUAUACUUUUAUUAUCAACCUUUGUUUUAUUAAGAUUUGUAAUCCCAACCCCAAGAUCAAACAAACCAAAAGUAAUUGAAAAGAAACAAAAUUAAAAUAAUAUAUUCAAUAAAAAAUAAAUAAAAAAAAAUAAAACUAUAUAAAUAAAAUAAUUUAUAUAAUC